AGACACUCUCUCGUACAUAUACACGCAUAACUUCCGAACGGCAUCAUCUCGGACAUCAACCCCGUUUUGACGACGCGAAGCCCGUCGACGCGUAGAAUCUGCCCGCGAAUCUGCCCGCGAAUCAUCCGGGACCCGCAGAAGAAGAUGAUGUUGACCGAUCGGACGCAGGCCCUUGCAUGUCCGCUUGAUGUUACGGCUGGCGGUAUAUAGCUUUGGAUGGACGGCCGCUUGAAAUCUUCGCGACCGAGCGCUUGAAAAAGACGUCAGGCUUCACUGCACAUCGCUGCGCAACUUUCUUCGUCUCCCUCCCCCCGCCUUUCCGUCUCUUCUCCUCUUCCACAUCUCUUGCCAUGCUCAAGACGCUGAUCGCCCUCGCUCCGCUGGCGAGCCACGCCCUUGCCGGGGCCACGCCAUCGUACCUAAACUAUACGACAGUGACGGGCUACUUCCUUCAGGACGAGGCGUCAACGAAUGCCUCCACCUUCGACUACACCGCCGUCAACUUCGGCCUCAUCAACCGGACGUACGAUGGCGUGCCCGCCGAGGGCAAGACGCAGUGGCAGCAGUUCGCCGAAGAGGUCGCGCGGCUGAACGCCGCGGCGCCGCGGGGCACGUCGUACAAGGUGCUCUUCCUGGGCCGCCACGCGGAGGGCUAUCACAACGCGGCCGAGAGCUACUACGGAACGCCGGCUUGGAACUGCUACUGGUCGCUCCUGAACGGGAACGGAACCGUGAGCUGGGAGGACGCGCACCUGACGCCCGCCGGCACGGCGUCCGCGCAGAAGGCGCACAACUUCUGGAAGCACGAGAUCGAGGUGCAGAAGAUCCCCACGCCGGACGUCUACUACACGUCCCCGCUCGCGCGCUGCCUGGAGACCGCGAGCGUCACCUUCGGCGGCCUGGACCUGCCCGCGUCCAAGCCCUUCGUGCCCACGGUCAAGGAGUACCUUCGUGAGGGCAUCAGCCUGCACACGUGUGACCACCGCAGCAACAAGACUUGGAUCCAGGCGGCAUACCCGAGCUUCAAGAUCGAGCCCGGCUUCACGGAGUACGACGAGCUGUGGAACGGUAUCACGGCCGAGUCCUCGACCGCGCAGGACGUCCGCUCGAGAGCCGUGCUCGACUCCAUCCUGGCGUCCUCUUCGUGCAAGACGUCCCCGACGUACAUCAGCAUCACCUCCCACUCCGGUGAGAUUUCCUCCAUCCUCCGUGUUCUGGGUCACAGGGCCUUCUCGCUCAAUACCGGGGCCAUCAUCCCCGUGCUUGUGAAGGUGGAGAAGAUUGCCGGGACGACGACCACGGCUGUGGCGACAUAUACCACGAGUGCGCACUGUACUGUCGCACCCCUGAGCAGCAUCAAUGGCGGUGCUUGCGUGUGCCCGGCAAGUGCUACCCCAGUCACGAGUCGCCUGGUCACGGAGACUCCAGUGGUGAGCCCGUUUACAAUCUUCACGCCGACUGCCGCAGCUGGCCAGCGUCGUUGAAUUUGGUUCAGCGAUGCACUCCACCUAGUACCCAUAUUUAAAAAACUGCGGUUGAUUGUUGUACAUAUCAUUUAGCCAUUAAUAGUAAUGCUAAUGCGAGAGAUGCUUCUGAGGUACUAAUCGACACAUAUUACGCAUAAAUUGGUAACAUUUGCGGAUAUUUGGAAGUCAGAGCGCCGCUAGCAAAGCCCGUGUUUCCCAGAACAAUUAUGUGUGGAGACUUGGUUGGAGCAAAAGUAACGACUCCGUCAUAGCGAAAAAAACAUUACUGCCAAAGCGCAGCACUUCCAUAACUCGAAAUAUAUAGUUCUUGUUGAGAAGGAAAAUGGGCAUGUGCGAUACGAAAACUAGG
This is a messenger RNA of Verruconis gallopava, 1836 nucleotides long. RefSeq lists its product as uncharacterized. The record is from RefSeq and is a predicted model, not a curated record. The transcript is spliced from 2 exons. Gene Ontology annotation, cellular component: cytoplasm. NCBI's taxonomy places the organism in Eukaryota, Fungi, Ascomycota, Dothideomycetes, Venturiales, Sympoventuriaceae. Bases 351 to 1484 code for a protein of 377 amino acids. Gene Ontology annotation, molecular function: phosphatase activity.